Messenger RNA from Patella vulgata (common limpet), 1325 nucleotides. RefSeq names its product N-sulphoglucosamine sulphohydrolase. Gene Ontology annotation, molecular function: arylsulfatase activity. The record is from RefSeq and is a predicted model, not a curated record. NCBI's taxonomy places the organism in Eukaryota, Metazoa, Mollusca, Gastropoda, Patellidae. Bases 20 to 1120 code for a protein of 366 amino acids. The transcript has 4 exons.
UGUGUAUACAUUCGACUUUAUGGAAACAGAUACGACACACGAUGGUAAUAAGAUAGGAAGAAACAUCACCUAUAUGAAUGAAUAUUUUGAGCAAUUUAUAUCUACCAAUGACUCCAGGCCGUUUUUCCUGUACAUGGCAUUCCAUGACACACAUCGCUGUAACGUUCCGGAUGUUUAUGGAGAAUUUUGUGAGAAAUUUGGAGAUCCGAGUAAAAGUAAUGGAACGAUCCCUGAUUGGACACCAGAUUACUAUGAUCCAAUGAAAGUGGCCCUUGAACCUUAUAUUCCGGAUAAUUCAAUUGCGAGACAAGAUCUGGCCAAUCUUUAUACAGUAACUGGACGAUUAGAUCAAGGUGUGGGUUUGUUUAUGAGAACUUUAGAGAAGUAUAAUUUACUAGAUAACACAUUAAUUAUCUAUACAUCUGAUAACGGUAUACCAUUUCCUGGUGCUAAAACUAAUCUCUACGACCAUGGUAUGAUUGAACCAUUUAUUAUCUCAUCACCAGACAGUAAACAGAACUGGGGAAAGACUUCCAACGCCUUGGCCAGCACUACGGAUAUUGUACCCACAAUAUUAGACUGGUUUGAUGUUCAAUAUCCAAAUUGGUCUUUAUUCGACACUCAAGUAAAAUUGACUGGACGGUCACUGCUACCAGCUCUGUCUAAUGUUGACGUCACUGGCUUUGAUCACGUGUUUGCUAGUCAUAACCUGCACGAGGUCACCAUGUAUUAUCCAAUGAGAGUUAUCAGAACAAAAGACAUACGCCUGAUUCACAAUUUAAAUUAUUUUGCUCCGUAUCCAAUGGCCCUAGAUAUUUUCGAUUCUCCAACAUUCCGAAAGCUUUUAAAUGAUACACACAGGGGUCAGUCAACUGGUUGGAUUAAAUCACUAAAAGAUUAUUAUUAUCGCGCUGAAUUUGAAAUGUUUAAUGUAACCGCCGAUCCCAACGAGCUGGUAAAUUUAGCCUAUAAUCCAAUGUAUUCCAGUGUUUUUGGUGAUUUAAAAGCCAGAUUGAAUGCGUGGCAGAACGAGACUAAUGAUAUAUGGCGAUGUGAGCCACGUGGUGUUCUCGUAACGGAUGGAACCUGUAUAUCAGCAGAAAAUAUAUUUGACAAUUAAAUACGAAAAUGACCUUAAAGGUUUGUUACUUGUCCACCCUUACAGUCUAAGCAUUUACAGGUUACGCAUGUUUCAUUUCCUCUGAAUUCCGAAUUUGCAGUCCAUAAUAGCUGACCUAUAUUAUUUCAAGUUUCUCAAUCAUACCAACCUUGGAUCUCCUUUAAAAUUUGGUAGAUUUUACAUCAUUAUUUCAAGGACUAGAACA